AACUAGGAAGUGUACGGGUAACUAAUGAAAACUGUAGAUUGAAGCCAUGAAUAAUUGAAUAACGACGGUUAUUCUGUUAAGUAAUGCAAAACGUACACUGCUUUUAACAAACAUCGAUAGAAGGCGAUUCAUUUUACCACUAAAAGGUUUAUGGCUCUGCCGACCCUCUCGGCCCACGUGUCCAGUCGGUCCCGGGUGAUGGCCGGACAGCUGGCCCGGCAGCGGGAGCAGGAGGCCCGGUGUCGACAGCAGUGGGAGCUGCAUGCUCAGUACUUCAAGGAGCAGAGUGUCCACAGCCAGAGACAGGAGGCUUGGAGCUCCCGUCAGUCCUACCAGCAGAGUAUGUCGGCGUACCAUAAACAGAGACUGAAGGACGAAAAGAAGGCCAGUCUGGAGCAACGCAGGAAUCAGCUCAGGGCAAUGCUUCAAGAGGAGCAAGACCGGCUGGAGGUGGAGCUGAGGGAAGUAGUUCCUGACAGGAGCACAUUGGCAAGUCAGCUGGUGCAAAAGACUGGAGAGCUUCGUACAGCAAGAGAGGGAAGAAGAAAAAAGCUUGCACAAGAGCUGCUGAGGGAGCACUGGAAGAAAAACAACACAGAGUUGCGAGAGGUUGAGUCAGCAUUACAUAAAGAUCAUGUUGUCGGCCAAUGGCAGGAGCAGAUAUGUGAGAAGAAACAGCAAGAAGCGUCAGAGCAGGAGCAGAAGAGACGUUUUGAAAAUGAGUAUGAGAGGACCCGAAAAGAGGCUCUGGAGAGGAUGAAGCAGGUUGAGGAGAAAAGGAACGUAGAGGAGCUCAAGAGGGCGGAGGAACUUCGCAAACAGAUGGAAGAACUGAAGCUGAGAGAAGAGGAGGCAACUUGCUUGAAGAAGGAGCAGGAAGCUCUGCUGGUCAAACAAUGGGAGCUUGAGAAGUUAGAGGAGGAAAGGAGAAAGGUGGAGGAAAGACGAAAGAAGUGUGAGAUGGGGCAUUUCUUGAUCCGUCAAUAUCGUGCUCAGCUGAAGAGGAGAGCCCAACAAGUGCAGGAGGAGCUGGAGGCCGACCGUAAGAUCCUGGCAGCCUUGCUCGAAGGACAGCAGGAAGACAGGAAGAUAGAGACUGCACGAAGGGAAAGGGCCAUCGCUGAUGCUGCAUGGAUGAAGCAUGUGAUUGAAGAGCAGCUUCAGUUGGAGCAGGAGAGGGAGGCUGAGUUUGACAUCCUACACAGAGAAGAAGCUCAACAUGUGUGGGAGAAACGAGAAGCACAGUGGGAGAAGGAGAGGAAAGCAAGAGAACGGCUCAUGCAGGAGGUACUUGUGGGGAGACAGCAGCAGCUUGAGCUUAAGAUGCAAAAGAACAGAGAGUCUCAGGAGGAGUCCCUGAGGAGACGAGAGCAGCUGAUUCAAGAGCUGGAGCUGGAGAGGGAGACCAGACGCCAGGAGCAGGAGCAAGAAGGGUGUCGUAGGACGGAACGGAUGCAAGAGAUAGAUGCUCAGGUGGAGCAGCAGCGCCAAGAGCAGUCAAAGGAGCGUUGCAAGAUAGAGCAGGAGGAGGAGGAGGACAGGGAGGCCCUUCAAAUCCAGGAGGAGGAGCUGAGGCUGGAGAUGCAGAGGAUGGCCAAUAAAGGGUACCAGGAGAAGAUUCAUAGCAGACCUCGAUCAGCAUGGACAUGAGCUACGUGCCUGAAGCCAAAACAAAAUUGUGAGAUGUAUAUUUUUCUACCUGUGAAUCAGCUUUAAAUGAUGAGUUACGCAAUGUUUCCAAGUUUGUCUUUAAACAAAGCUCAUGUGCCUAUAUGUAGAUCGCUACAUGUAGUUAGUGGUCACUGUAAUUGUUCCUCCUGUCCAUGAAGAGAUCCCUUCCUACCGCGAUUCAAAGUAUCUAAUGGACAAAAUCCACAAUCCUCAAUCAAUGAAAACAUGCAUUUCAACCUUCAUCAAAUUGAGUUGGGAUUUUCUCUUUCAAUCUGGUUUUCUUGCUGAGCCAUAAUGAAGAGACAAUAUCACAAGGAGAACAUUUUGAAUGCAAGUUUUGAACAGAUCAAGGACUGUGAAUUUAGGCUCCAAUCUCUUACAUACACACAGGAAUGUUAAUUUAUCCUUUAUUCCCUUUUAAAGAAUGACGCAGGUUAUGAGGUCAUAUUGUGCCAUCCUUAUGUUGUUAAUUUCAUACUGGUUGUUUCCAUAUGUAGAAAAUAAUUAAUGGAUUUGUUUUGCACAUUUUUUUUUAGAGCUGCAUAUUUUCUAUCCUGAAUUUGUAGAUUAAAUAAAACUAUUUAAAUCAAAUAGUUUCUGUU
Messenger RNA from Anoplopoma fimbria (sablefish), 2273 nucleotides. RefSeq names its product trichoplein, keratin filament binding (gene tchp). Lineage: Eukaryota; Metazoa; Chordata; Actinopteri; Perciformes; Anoplopomatidae. The transcript is spliced from 13 exons. Bases 151 to 1650 code for a protein of 499 amino acids. The record is from RefSeq and is a predicted model, not a curated record. Gene Ontology annotation, biological process: apoptotic process. Gene Ontology annotation, cellular component: keratin filament.